AUGAAUGCAAGCACUAAUCCUACAUCAACUAAAAAUGAAUUCUUUACCUAAAGAAUCGCCUCUAGGAACUCCACAAGGAAUCAAUCAAAUUUAAGCCAAUAAAAUAAUAGCUCCUUGAAAAAGCAUUUAAGACUAAUCUAAAGUCAAUAAACUGAUCGAAGAAGAAACAAUACUACAGUCAGCCAUGCAUUAAAUACGAAAAGAAUCGAAACUAAUACAUUAUUUAAAUCAAUUAAUCAUAACUCCAACAAUGAUCACAUAGAUUCACUCUAUUAAUAAUCUGUAGAUGGUUUUAUAAAACUGAAUCCAGGAGAAACUUCAAAUUCAACAACUAAGCGAGGAAAAUAUCUAGAUUUCAAGACUAUAAGCAAUUUUAGUACUAGAAAUCAUACUAGUCAAAGAUUAUGUAAGAGCAUAGUCCAGACAAAUAAUUAAGUUACAAAUAAUAACAGCAUAAUCUAAAAUAUGAUGAGCAUAAAUAAUUACAAUCAAGAUUAGGAUACCACAACCCUCACUGAUCCUGGAAACAUUUAAUCAUAGUACACAUCAAUUAUGCAAAAUAAGAGCUACUUAAUGGAUACUAUCAACAGUAAUUUACUCAAGACAAUAAACAGGAAAAAAAGUGAGAUUAGAGCUAUGCAGCAGGAAAGUGUAUUUGAGGAAAAUCCUUUGAUACGAUUUACUCACUAGCAUAAACCAACCAUUAAAGAUUAUAGUUUUUAGCAUGAUCAAAUAGAAAAUACUAGUGGAAGCUACUACGAAUCAAAAUUAUUAUGGAGUGGAAGGGCUGUAAAUUUUAGUGAGAGUUUCAUGGGGUUAAUGUACAGAGAUUACUCCAUGGAUAGAUCUUAAAAGGAAAGGCUCAAAUAGAUUAUUAGAGAGAGAAACUAAAAGUAAAAAGAAGAAAAAUAAAGAGAAUAUCAAGAGAAACAGAUUAGGAAAAGACAAAUUAACUAUGAUUUUUAUGAGGAGCAUAGUAUUAAACUAGCAGAGCAUACUGUAGAUAAAAUGACUGAAGACUAAUUGUUAGAGUCACUUAAUUAAAAGCUACAAAGAAGGAGAAGGUUCAGAGCAUCAAUUAUAAUCCAAAAAUUUUAAACUUUCAGAAAUAUAAUGAAGCGAAGAAUCUAGAAUAACCUUAAGUUCUUUAACAAGAUGAGAAGAAAAGUACUUGAGCAAUGCUAGAGAGUUAUUAGACAUUACUGGAUGAUAUACAUUCAAAAGAAGAGGAAAAGAGAUGAAUUGUAAAAAUUAUAGAAUUUGAGUUAUUUGGGUUCACGCAAGAGUUCAAAUAGCAAGAAAAAAUAACUCAAGGAAUAAUCUAAAGGUAGCAGACUCAUAUAGGAUAAAAAGGUAUUUAAAGGAAUUAAAGCUGCAAUAAGUUUAAAUCAAAGUCAAACUAAGAUAAAGAAAUUAUAGAACCAGGGACCAGCUAAUAAAGUUUCAUUUACGUUAAAUCUUAAAUAAAAUGGGCUGAUUACUGGCUUAAAUAGUAAUGAUGUAAUGGCUGAAGACGGUAUUAGAAUUGAACAUAGCUUAGCUGAUCGAGUGAAUCAUCAAACUAAUAGUCAUUUAAAUGAUAGAUAUGACAUUGACAACACUGGAGAUGAAAAUUCUAAGGAUCUACUUCCACCUAAUAGCUAGAAACUGGUAAGAAGAACAUCUACAAGUGUAUCUAAGGGUAGCAAGAGAGCUAGUCAAGCAAAUCAUAAUAAUUCUAGUCUACAAGGAUAAAAAGAUAUGAGUAGCAUCUAAAAUAACCAAGCUACAUCAAGUUAAAAUAGCCAACAAUAUCAUAAUAUUAUGGCCUACAGCCCCCAUCAUAAUCAUAAUCCAAUUAUUAAUAGUGAAGAAAGUCAUUUAAAUCAUGUGGAAGAAGAUUAAGAGGAGGACUAGGAGGAAUAUAUUAGAAUUGUUACACAUUUAGCUGAUGAGGACUAAGAUUCUUAAAUCACUGAGAGCAAUAUUUCAGAUGAAGAGAUCACACAAGCCUCAAUAACAAGGCAUCAAAUCAAAAAAUAAUUAAAGGAAGAAAAAUGGAUUCAUCAGUUAAUGCUCUAAGUCCUAAACCUUAUCAUAAACAAAGUAGCUUAAGAAAUCAUAGUUUUGGAAUAUCUCCUUCAUAACAGCAUUCUUAAGGAUCUCACCUUUAAUAAAAAGAAAGUAUCCAUAGCAGGAAAAAAAGUGGAAACUUCAACAUAAAACUAAAAAAUUAGAAUUGAAACUAAAUUUUUGCUUCCAGCAAUAAUAGCUACUCAAAGUUUGAAUUCGCAUUAGGUUGGCUAAUGGAAUAUAACUUUGGAUAAACUAUGUAAUCUCACUUUAUCUCAUCCUCUCAACCCCAAAGCCUAUCAGUCAAUAGGUGAAAUGAUCCAAACUGGUACUGGGAUAUUUCCUAGAGAUGAGAUUAUCCUUAAUGGAGACAUUUAAAAAUAUCCAUAAGCUGUUCAAUACUCAAAAAACCUCACUUGUGGAAUCAGCUAGUAAAAUGAUACAGUCUUAAUCAAUGGAUAGCUAGAUACUCCUAUUUCACUUAAUGAGACUCAAGCUAUUGCUUAUCAAAUAACUUUCAGUCUAAAAGAUGAAAAUUCAUCAUAAAUACUGAAGUUUGCAAUUAAAAUCGAGGAUCCUAAUAACUACUCAUAAUUCCUAGCAUUCAAUAAACUCUCAACUAAAGAUGAAGAAAUCUAUGGAAUGGGUCUCUAAUAUACUUAAUGGAACAUGAAAGGUUAAUUAGUGCCAGUUAUCACUUCAGAAGGCGGAAUUGGCAGAGGUUUAUAGCCUUUAACAUUCAUCUUGAAUAAAUUUAAUAAAAAUCAAGGUGGAAGUCCACUAACAACUUAUGCCCCUACUUAUAGCUACAUAACAACCAACAAUUAUGGAAUACUAGUCAACUCAAGUGCUCUAGGCUUCAUUGAUUUUACUCUAGAAAACAAGAUCUAAUACGUUUUUUGGCAUUAGAAUGAAAUAGAAGGGUAUCUUUUUGUAGCCUAAGAUCCUUUGGGUCUAGUCCAAGAGUUAUCUUCUAUUGUAGGUAGAAUGAGAAUGAUUCCAGAGUGGAUUUAGUAAGGUGCUAUCUUAGGGCUUUAAGGAGGCUAAGAUUUAGUUUCAAAGAACUAUGAAACGCUAAAGAGAAAUGGUGUACCAAUCGUAGCAGUGUGGAUGUAAGACUGGGUUGGCACCAAGGAUUUCAUGGAGGGCACUAGACUUAUGUGGAAUUGGAAAUUGAAUAGAAAAUAGUAUCCUAAUUGGGAUAAUAUGGUAGAUGGCUGGACUAAAGAUGGAGUCAAGCCAAUGAUUUAUAUCAACCCAUACUUUGCUAAUCUUUCUUCAGAUAACUUAACUUAGAACUAAUUUGAAGAAGGAGAUAAAAAUGGCUAUUUUGUUAAGAAUAGCAAAGGUUCCACUUAUAUCUUGAAAAGUAUUAGUAUUGAUUUCGCAAUGAUUGACUUUACCAAUCCAGAUGCUGUUGUUUGGCUUAAGGGUAUUAUUAAGAAUAACUUAAUUGAAGAGGGAAGAUCUUACGGAUGGAUGUAAGAUUUCGGAGAAUAUGCUCCUCUAGACCUAGUCACAUUCUCCAAUGAGUCAGCCGAAGUUUAUCACAAUAAAUUCCCAUACUACUGGGCUAAGAUAACUAGAGAAGUUUAGGAAGAAAUAGGAGAUAAAGGCAAAGAAAUAGUUGCUUUCAUGAGGUCAGGCAACACUCUCAGUCCAUAUUACACUGAUCUUUUUUGGAUGGGCGACUAAUUACCAACUCUUGAUUAGUUUGAUGGCUCUCAAUCUGCACUGAUUGGGGCCUUGAAUGGUGGUCUCAGUGGAUUUAGUCUUUGUCAUUCAGAUAUCGGUGGCUAUACUUCGAUGGACAACUAUGGAAUAAGAUACUUCAGAGAUAGAGAAGUUCUCUAUAGAUGGAUUGAGAUGAGUACGUUUUCGGAUCCAAUUAUGAGGACUCAUCCUACUAAUAGGCCAACCUAAAACUUCUAAAUUCAAGAUGAUGAUGACGCAGCUUAAUUUUUCUCUCAUUUUGUACAAAUUCAUAAAGCUCUUGCACCUUAUAAAAGAAAACUCAUUCAAUAAGCCAAUCAAUUCGGAACGCCUAUGACAAGACCUCUGCUUUUAAGUUAUCCUAAUGAUAAAUAAGCAAGAAGUGUUAAGGAUUAAUUCUUACUAGGAAAUAUCAUGGUUGCUCCUAUCUUUGAAGUUGGUAAAGCGGAAAGACAAGUUUACUUACCUGAGGGAUAAUGGGUAAAUAUUUGGACAAAAGAAAUUUAAAUCGUUGGAGUUCAAGGUCUUACACUUACUGUAACUGCUCCAUAUGGGUCACCAGCAGUAUUUGUUUUAUCUAGUGACUAAGAAGCAUUAGAUAUUCUAGGUAAAUUUAAGCCACUCAAGGUCAAAAAUUUCAAAGAACCAUUUGAUUUAAAAUUUUUACAAGAGACAAUUUGA
This is a messenger RNA of Stylonychia lemnae, 4446 nucleotides long. Lineage: Eukaryota; Ciliophora; Spirotrichea; Sporadotrichida; Oxytrichidae. The record is from the annotation of a GenBank genome assembly.